This is a messenger RNA of Gopherus evgoodei (Goodes thornscrub tortoise), 2400 nucleotides long. RefSeq names its product perilipin-3-like. The record is from RefSeq and is a predicted model, not a curated record. Gene Ontology annotation, biological process: positive regulation of triglyceride storage; lipid storage. The coding region runs from base 231 to 1508 and encodes 425 amino acids. The transcript has 7 exons. Lineage: Eukaryota; Metazoa; Chordata; Testudines; Testudinidae. Gene Ontology annotation, cellular component: lipid droplet; cytosol.
UGUUAAGCCCAAUCAGUGCCUGCUGCCUCCAGGCCCAGGGGAUCUGGAGUGAUGUUACUCAAUGCAUCGUGCUGCUGAAUCCCCCAGGGGCCAAGACAAUGGAAUGAGCUCUCUGCUGACCUCUGAGCCCUCUUUAUGGCACUAGAAUUGACUCCAGUCUUAUCAUCAAUGCUGGCAGAUUAAUUAGUGAGUUUCUGUAUCCCUUCUAAUCAGCUUUACCGGCUUCCACCAUGGCUUCUAGUGACCCCAGUGCUGCUUCCCCAAAGGAUGAGGAGCAGGAGAACAUAGCAAACCGGGUGGCCAACCUGCCCUUGGUCAGCUCUGCCUACGACAUGGUCUCCACGGCCUACACCUCCACCAAAGAGAGCCAUCCCUACGUCAAAUCCGUCUGUGAUGUGGCAGAGAAGGGCAUGAAGACCAUGACCACGGCUGCGGUCAGUGGCGCCCAGCCGAUCCUGAGCAAACUUGAGCUGCAGAUCUCCACAGCAAAUGAGUAUGCAUGCAGGGGGCUGGACAAGCUGGAGGAGAAGCUGCCAAUCCUUCAACAGCCAACGGACAAGAUCAUCUCCAAUACCAAAGACCUGGUGACUGCCACAGUGACUGGGGCAAAAGAUGCCGUGAGCAACACCAUGACCGGGAUGGUGGAUAUGACCAAAGGGGCUGUCCAGGGGAGUGUGGAGCUGACCAGAUCAGCAGUGACCAGUGGUGUGAACACAGUCAUGGGCUCAGCGGUGGGCCAGAUGGUGGUGAGCGGCAUGGGUGCUGUGCUGGGCAAGUCAGAAGAGCUGGUGGAUCACUACCUUCCUAUGACUGAUGAGGAACUAGCUAAACUGGCCACAUCUGUGGAAGGCUUUGAAAUGGCAUCUGUGGAGCAGCAGAAGCAGCAGCAGAGUUACUUUGUGCGCCUGGGGUCCAUGUCCUCCAAGCUCCGCCACCGAGCCUACCAGCAUGCCCUGGGCAAGCUGAGGCAUGCCCGGCAGAGCACCCAAGAGGCUCUGUCCCAGCUCCACCAAACCAUAGAACUGAUUGAGCAUGCCAAGCAGGGUGUUGAUCAGAAGCUCCAUGAUGGCCAGGAGAAGCUGCACCAGAUGUGGCUGGAGUGGAGCCAAAAGCAGCCAAGUCAGAGAAAGGAGAUGGACUCUGUGCAGCCAGAGGUAGAGGAGCAGGCGCUGGUCAUGUCCCGCAGCCUCGCCCAGCAACUGCAGACCACCUGCCUGACUCUGGUGUCCAGCCUGCAAGGCCUCCCUGCUGACCUCCAGGACAAGGCGCAACUGGUUCGUCACCAUGUUGACGAACUACGUGCUUCAUUCUCCGCUGCUGGCUCCUUCCAUGAUUUGACUGGCAGCGUCUUGGCCCAGAGCCGUGAACGAGUGACCAAGGCCCGCAAGCUGGUGGAUGAGCUGAUGGAUCACGUGGCGCAUAAUGUCCCCCUUUCUUGGCUAGUGGGACCCUUUGCCCCAUCAGGCAAGCAGGAGGAGGUGGAGAUGGAGCAGUGUCCUGCAGACUGAGGACUCAAAAGAGGCUCUCCUAAGCUUAGAGCUUCAUUUGGGGCAGGGAGGGUUAACUCAUGCCACUUGUCACAUACUAGCCUGACUCUCUAUCUAGAUAGCAGCACUUGGUGUUCUAAUACAAGUGCCUCAAUCCUGGCAGCCAUCUUGCCUUGUUUAGGUUUGUUCUAUUGCACUAAACACUUAGGAUAAGUUUCUCCUCCCUGCAUCUCACAGGUGUGGCUGUCUCCAAACCUGCCUAUAGGCUGGGUUAGAGGCUUACCAGCAAAACUGACUCCCUCUGACUAGUCAAGUCACCCCCCUCCCCCAGCCAUGGGAUCUGGCCCAGCUUUCAAGCUGGGGUGCCUAGUUUGCCAUUUCUAGGCAACAGCCAGUCUUUUCAGAGCACUAGAUUUGCCCAGCACCUCUGAAGCCUAGACCACUUCUUUAGCAACCAGAUUCAGCCCUGACUUCAUUCAGGUGGGUAGCACUAGGCAGUCCAGCACAUAUUGCACUCAAUCUUAGUGGCCUGCAAAUCCUCCAGAACCACAGUAAGAGCUAAAGACAGCAGCUCCCAUGCCAAGGAUUUCUGACCCAGCUGGGUAUUUCAUAGGGAAUGUCAUUAAGUGCAGAUCCCAAGCAAAUGUGCAAUGGUCACGUUAAGUGCUCUACAAGCUGCUCCAGCCUUGAGGGGGAAAGCAGUCACUUAAGUGCCACCAACAAACCACUAAUCCAACUCAAGAUGACUUGUUUAGGGUCUCUCCACUCAAGCAAGGAAAUUCUUUUGCUAAGAGAUCAGUGCUCUAAGAGGGUGCCCAGCACUGCUGCUCUUCCUGGACUAGAAUAAUGGAUCAUGUAGGAUUCCCUUCAGGCCCUGGCUUCUGUAUUGGGUAAGAACAUGUUGCUCACAAUA